Eimeria mitis is the source of this 399-nucleotide messenger RNA. RefSeq lists its product as uncharacterized. The record is from RefSeq and is a predicted model, not a curated record. The coding region runs from base 1 to 399 and encodes 132 amino acids. The transcript is spliced from 2 exons. Gene Ontology annotation, molecular function: ice binding. Lineage: Eukaryota; Apicomplexa; Conoidasida; Eucoccidiorida; Eimeriidae.
AUGCCCUCAGCAGCAGCAGCAGCAGCAGCAGCAGCAGCAACUUUAGGGACUAGCAGCAGCAGAAGUGCAGCAAAAUCUACGCCUCCACGCCUAUCUACAAUAUCAGCAGCAGCAGCAGCAGCAACUGCAGCAGCAACUGCAGCAGCAACAGCAGCAGCAGCAGCAGCAACUGCAGCAGCAGCAGCAGCAGCAGCAGCAGCAAGCCGAAAGACGCAAGAGGGAGACUUGCAGCAGCAGCAACAGCAGCAGCAGCAGCAACAGCAGCAGCAGCAGCAGCAGCAACAGCAGCAACAGCAGCAGCAGCACCAGCAGCAGCAGCAGCAACAGCAACAGCAACAGCAGCAGCAGCAGCAACAGCAGCAGCAGCAGCUGACUUGGCGGUGUAUCGACAUCUCCUAG